Messenger RNA from Onychomys torridus (southern grasshopper mouse), 1344 nucleotides. It is a transcript of the gene Raly, whose product is annotated as RALY heterogeneous nuclear ribonucleoprotein. The transcript has 9 exons. Bases 69 to 1013 code for a protein of 314 amino acids. Gene Ontology annotation, molecular function: RNA binding. Gene Ontology annotation, cellular component: nucleus. NCBI's taxonomy places the organism in Eukaryota, Metazoa, Chordata, Mammalia, Rodentia, Cricetidae. The record is from RefSeq and is a predicted model, not a curated record.
UGCUGUUGACCCUGUAACCCUAAGGACGAAAUAGCUGGCUAAACUCAUUCUUGGUACAGGUGGACACCAUGUCCUUGAAGAUUCAGACCAGCAAUGUAACCAACAAGAAUGACCCCAAGUCCAUCAACUCUCGGGUCUUCAUUGGGAACCUAAACACAGCUGUGGUAAAGAAGUCAGAUGUGGAAACCAUCUUUUCCAAAUAUGGCCGUGUGGCCGGCUGUUCUGUGCACAAAGGCUAUGCCUUUGUCCAGUAUGCCAAUGAGCGCCAUGCCCGGGCAGCUGUGCUGGGAGAGAAUGGACGGGUGCUGGCUGGACAGACUCUGGAUAUCAACAUGGCUGGAGAGCCCAAGCCCAAUAGACCCAAGGGGCUAAAGAGAGCAGCGACUGCCAUAUACAGUGGCUACAGCUUUGACUAUGAUUACUAUCAAGACUACUUCUAUGCCAGGCUGUUUGAUUACCGAGGCCGCCUUUCUCCAGUGCCUGUGCCCAGGGCAGUCCCAGUGAAGAGACCCCGUGUCACGGUCCCUUUGGUUCGCCGUGUCAAAACUACAAUACCUGUCAAGCUCUUUGCCCGUUCCACAGCCAUCACUACUGGCUCAGCCAAGAUCAAGUUAAAGAGCAGCGAGCUACAGACCAUCAAAACAGAGCUGACACAGAUCAAGUCCAACAUCGAUGCCCUGUUGGGUCGCUUGGAACAGAUUGCUGAGGAGCAAAAGGCCAACCCAGAUGGCAAGAAGAAGGGUGACAGCAGCAGCAGCGGUGGAGGAGGUGGCAGCAGCGGUGGAGGCACCAGUGGCAGUGCUGGUGGUAGUGGUGGCAACAGUGGCAGCGGUGGCGGCAGUGGCAGCAGCCGGCCACCGGCUCCCCACGAAGACACAGCCUCUGAGGCAGGCACACCCCAAGGAGAAGUCCAAACUCGAGAUGAUGGUGAUGAGGAGGGACUGCUAACACAUAGUGAGGAGGAACUGGAGCACAGCCAGGACACAGAUGCAGAAGAUGGGGCCUUGCAGUAAGCAGGAGAAAUGGCCACCAGCAGAAGGGCAUCACUGUCUCAGGCCUCAAGCCAGGCACUCAUUUCUGGAUGCCAGUUUGUAGCGGGUACCAGAGGAAAGCUGACAGCAAGCACUCUUCCCCAUGCAUCCCAGCCAGUGAGUGCUACAUCCUUUGCAAGUGGAGUUACUGGCCUACCCUUACCCCAUGCACUCUUCCUGUCUGCACUGCCUGGGCCCAAGGGCAGAAUACAUUCUGUCCUUCCCCAGGGCAUUCCUAGGCUUGGGGUUUUCUAUAGGUUUGAAAGUAGGGGGGUUGGGAUGGGUGGGGGGCAACUGACAAUAAAGAGAUUGG